CUGAACUAUGACAUCAUGGCAAGAUUUCGCAGAAGAACAUGCAUUAUUUUGUUGCUUUUUAUUUUGUUUAUUUGCUCCAUAAUGAUGGCUUUGAAGACUCUGAGACCUGACAGAGCUGGAUUUGGGGAUCCGUUUGGACUUGGUUUGUUGCCUGAGCUUCAACAACGGACAGUGCUCUUAGAAAAUAAACAGAAUUCACUAAACAGGGUUCAAGGAGAUACUGUAACACACGUCAGUAAUUUGCAUAGUAUUGCGGCCAACACUAUGAAAGCUUCUAUGCCUCCUGCAAACAAGCUGGAAGAAGAGCUGUCUUCUCCUAAUUAUAACUUUCACAUAUUCUACUAUAGUUGGUUUGGUAAUCCACAGUUUGAUGGAAAAUAUAUUCACUGGAAUCAUCCCUUGUUGCCACAUUGGGAUCCCAAAAUUGCGAACAAUUAUCCAAAGGGAAGACAUAAUCCUCCUGAGGACAUUGGGGCCAACUUUUAUCCUGAACUUGGAUCUUACAGUUCCAAAGACCCUUCUGUCAUAGAAGCCCACAUGAAACAAAUGCGUUCAGCCUCAACUGGUGUAAUAGUGCUUUCAUGGUACCCACCGGGUAUGGCUGAUGAAAAUGGAGAACCAACUGAUGAUUUGGUGCCUGUUAUUUUGGAUUAUGCACACAAAUAUAAUCUAAAGGUCACUUUUCAUAUUGAACCUUACAAAGACAGAGAUGAUCGCAGUAUGUACCACAAUGUCAAAUACAUCAUUGACAGAUAUGGAGGCCACCCGGCCUUUUACAGACAUAAAACCAGCACAGGCAGAUACCUUCCUAUGUUUUAUGUUUACGAUUCUUACGUAACACUUCCUGAAAUAUGGGCAAAUCUGUUGACUGUGUCUGGAUCCCAGACUAUCCGAAAUACUCCGUAUGAUGCAUUAUUCAUUGCACUUCUUGUAGAAGAAAGACACAAGCAUGACAUUCACAGAAGUGGCUUUGAUGGAAUGUACACGUACUUUGCCACCAAUGGCUUCUCCUAUGGCUCAUCCCAUCAUAACUGGGCAAGUUUAAAAGCCUUUUGUGAUAGUAACAACUUAAUGUUUAUUCCAAGUGUGGGGCCAGGAUAUAUUGAUACCAGUAUCAGACCAUGGAACAACCACAACACCCGUAAUCGUGUCAACGGGAAGUACUAUGAGACUGCCUUCAGUGCAGCCCUUCUAGUGAGACCAGAAAUUAUUUCUAUUACAUCUUUUAAUGAAUGGCAUGAGGGAACUCAGAUUGAAAAAGCUAUCCCCAAACGGACUGGACAGAUGGUUUACCUUGACUAUAAGCCUCAUAAACCAAAUAUUUACCUAGAGCUUACUCAGAAGUGGUCUGAGAAGUACAGAAAAGAACAAGAGCAGUGGCUUAUGUGAGCUGUUGCUGCUCCAGUUGUAUCCUCAUGCAAUGACCACAUUGAGAAAGAAAUUGGGAGCUGAAAAAUCCAUUCUUAAAUGUCUUUAUUUUAAGUAUAUUUAAAUUAUUAUAUUUCUUGAAUGUAUAUGCAUUACUACUGAAUUUGAAUUUUGAAGAGUGAAAAUAUGAUG
Chaetura pelagica (chimney swift) is the source of this 1560-nucleotide messenger RNA. RefSeq names its product mannosidase, endo-alpha (gene MANEA). Lineage: Eukaryota; Metazoa; Chordata; Aves; Apodiformes; Apodidae. Gene Ontology annotation, cellular component: Golgi apparatus. The record is from RefSeq and is a predicted model, not a curated record. The coding region runs from base 16 to 1389 and encodes 457 amino acids. Gene Ontology annotation, molecular function: alpha-mannosidase activity. The transcript has 4 exons.